Messenger RNA from Baudoinia panamericana UAMH 10762, 1140 nucleotides. RefSeq lists its product as uncharacterized. Gene Ontology annotation, cellular component: nucleus; cAMP-dependent protein kinase complex. Gene Ontology annotation, biological process: peptidyl-serine phosphorylation. The transcript is spliced from 2 exons. Gene Ontology annotation, molecular function: ATP binding; cAMP-dependent protein kinase activity. NCBI's taxonomy places the organism in Eukaryota, Fungi, Ascomycota, Dothideomycetes, Mycosphaerellales, Teratosphaeriaceae. The record is from RefSeq and is a predicted model, not a curated record. The coding region runs from base 1 to 1140 and encodes 379 amino acids.
AUGAGCCAAAGUCACGGCGAUGGCGGCGACAAGGAGAACUAUGCCGAACGGGAACAAGAGAAGACGAAGCUGGUCGAGUGGGAUUCAUCAAAGGCGCCAUUGGAGCCAAGUGAGAUCAUCAUCGAUCCAGCAAAGAAGCCCGUAGGUCAUUCCUCGAAGUAUUUGCGCAAGGAUGACUUCGAGCUCGUCAAGACGCUAGGCACAGGCACCUUUGCAAGAGUGUGGCUGGUGAAGUUUGCCAACAAGAAGGGGGCGGAGAACAACGUCUUUGCGCUCAAGAUUCUGCGCAAGGUCGAUGUGGUACGGCUGAAGCAGGUCGAACAUGUGCGCAAUGAGCGUAAUGUGUUGGCUGCGGUUGCCGGCCACCCUUUCAUCACCACCAUGGUAGCUAGCUUUCAGGACUCGGACACGCUCUACAUGCUUCUCGACUACUGCCCUGGCGGUGAGGUCUUCUCGUACCUACGACGAGCGCGGCGCUUCAAUGAGUCGACUUCACAAUUCUACGCGGCCGAGAUAUGCCUCAUUCUCGAGUUCUUGCACGAGAAGGAAGGCGUAGCGUACCGUGACCUCAAACCGGAGAACAUUCUUAUCGACGCCGAAGGUCAUCUCAAGCUGGUCGAUUUCGGCUUUGCGAAGAAAAUCGACAAUCGUGAGACGUACACACUGUGCGGCACUCCUGAGUACCUUGCUCCGGAAGUGAUCCGCAACACAGGCCAUGGGAUUGCCGUUGACUGGUGGGCUUUCGGCAUCCUUAUCUACGAGUUCCUUGUCGGGCAACCGCCAUUCUGGGAUCAGAACCCGAUGAAGAUCUACGAGCAGAUAGUUGAGGGUAAAGUGCGCUAUCCGUCAGCCAUGUCGCAAGAAGCUCGUGAUAUCAUCGGCGGUCUCUGCACGGUCGACGUGACGAAGCGACUAGGCAACGUCAAGGGCGGUGCAAGCACGGUCAAGGCGCAGCCUUGGUUUAAAAGCAUCGAUUGGGAUGCGCUUUACCAUCGGAAGAUGCAGGGGCCAAUCGUGCCGCAUUUGCGCAGUCCGGAUGAUACAAGGAACUUUGACGACUAUGAUGCGGAACCUGUACAUCGAGAUCCGUACACCAAGGAAAUGCAAACGAAGUAUGACCAGAUGUUCUCUGACUUUUAA